UUAUUUUUUAGGGAAUGUGAAAGCAGUAAUUUUAAAGAGAAAAAGAGAAAACUUGCAGAAAAAUCAAAUGUGAUUGGUGGAUAUUCAUGUAGGUGCGUCGCAGAGGAUAAAAGCUGAAAAAAAAAUACGGUCUCGAUGGAUAGGGAUUACACGUCACUCAUAGGUUCGAACGACCCGCCGCCUAGCGCCCCAACAAAGAAGGAAACCCUAACAAAGCAAAGCCAGCCGAUUUUCCUAAUCCCUUACCGCCACGUGUCAGUCAUCUUUUCCCAUUCUUUUAUCUUUCCCUCACUCCUCUUUCCGCACUCAUCCGGUUUCCCUUCCUCCUUCUCCGACCGCCAUUUCCACCCAAUCGGAACCCUAAAAUUCCUUCUUCCACUGGUUUCCGACGAAUUUUUCGCCGGUGAAUGUUGUCGUUUCACCUGGAAAUGGUGGAACAGUACGUCGUCGAUCGUGUUCCAUCCAAGACCUUGUUCCACAAGAGGAAAAAAACUCUUCAGAAUUGAAUAAUUCCAGAUCUGUCUCCUCUCUGAAAUUUGUAUAUUAAUCAAAAGUUUUGUACAGUUACCUUAGAUUCGGUUGUAGCCGGAAGAAAUGGCGCCGGAGAUUUGAGUUUUGAAGUUUGGAAUUCUUCGACUGUUCGUUUUUCUUUUUUUUUUAGUUUUUUUUUUUCAUUCUGUGAAGCUUGGAGAAGGUGGCGAAGAUGAAUCUAGGUGCGGCGGAGGAAGAAUCGCCGCAGGAAAUUCAUAUUCCGGCCGAAAUUGAUUGGCAAAUGCUCGAUAAAUCUAAAUUCUUCUUUCUCGGUGCAGCGUUGUUUUCAGGUGUUUCAGCUUCUCUUUACCCUAUGGUAGUGUUGAAAACUCGGCAACAGGUUGCUCAUUCGCAGCUUUCUUGCAUCAGAACCGCAUUUUCUCUUGUCCGCCAUGAAGGUUUUCGAGCUCUCUACAGAGGGUUUGGUACUUCUUUAAUGGGAACUAUCCCUGCUAGAGCUCUCUACAUGGGAGCUCUUGAGAUUACAAAGAGCUAUGUCGGAACAGCCACCAUUAAAGUGGGAUUUCCAGAAACUACCGCAGCUACCAUUGCUAACGCAGCUGCUGGAUUGAGUGCUGCAAUGGCAGCUCAGCUUGUAUGGACUCCUGUUGAUGUUGUAAGUCAAAGACUCAUGGUUCAACCUAGCUAUAACAAUCCCAAUUCUUCCUCAACUCAUUACAUCAAUGGAAUCGAUGCAUUUCGUAAGAUCCUCAAUGCCGAUGGCCUCCGAGGCCUCUACCGAGGAUUCGGGAUAUCAAUUUUGACCUACGCACCGUCGAAUGCUGUGUGGUGGGCUUCUUAUUAUGUAGCUCAGCGGCUGGUUUGGGGUGGAAUUGGAUGCUGCUAUUAUGCAAAGAAGGUUCAGGUUGAUGAAGGUAAUGAAAAUGGAGGUUAUGGUAAUAAUGUCUACAAACCCGAUUCCAAGACUGUGAUUGCAGUACAGGGGGCCAGCGCAGCAAUGGCGGGGAGUAUAUCGGCUUUGAUAACAAUGCCGCUCGAUACAAUCAAGACAAGAUUGCAGGUUUUGGAUGGGGAUGAAAAUGGGAGAAGAGGGCCAACUAUAGGACAGACAUUGAGGAAUUUGGUGAGGGAAGGUGGAUGGACGGCAUGUUACCGAGGCUUGGCGCCGAGAUGUGCGUCGAUGUCGAUGUCUGCAACGACGAUGAUCACUACAUAUGAGUUUUUGAAACGGCUAUCAACAAAGAAUCAAGAGAGUUUAAGUAGCUAAAACAUAGCAGGAAGAUGGGACUUUUCAUGGAGAAGAUUGUCAUUUUUCUGAAACUGCUUCUGUAAUUCUCUUUUUUUUUUUUUCAAUUUCUCUCUCUUUUUUUUUUCUAAUUUUAUUUUAAUGAAUCCAAUCUGAAUCUAGCUUGUUCAUAUAAUGUAAGGCAUCGCCAUGUUCAUAUUAUAAAAUGUAUAGAAAUAAUUACUUCCUGUAAAA
Messenger RNA from Benincasa hispida (wax gourd), 1972 nucleotides. Its product is annotated as Mitochondrial substrate carrier family protein. NCBI's taxonomy places the organism in Eukaryota, Viridiplantae, Streptophyta, Magnoliopsida, Cucurbitales, Cucurbitaceae. Gene Ontology annotation, biological process: transmembrane transport. The record is from RefSeq and is a predicted model, not a curated record.